Molecule: messenger RNA, 6956 nt
Organism: Carassius auratus (goldfish)
Lineage: Eukaryota; Metazoa; Chordata; Actinopteri; Cypriniformes; Cyprinidae
Product: signal peptide, CUB and EGF-like domain-containing protein 3
Exons: 23
Coding region: 256-3300 (1014 amino acids)
Biological process (GO): signal transduction
Cellular component (GO): cell surface
Molecular function (GO): calcium ion binding
Source: RefSeq, a predicted model, not a curated record
CUGUGUCUCCUGCAGGACUGAAGAUCAUGAGCGCUCAACUCGACCGUGUUACUCCUCCUGAUCUCCGCGCGCACGAUCUCCGCGAGACCAAGAAAUAAAACACACGCUCUCUCUCUCUCUCUCUCUCUUUCUCUCACUCUUUCUCUCGUUCAUCAGACGCCGGGAAUAAAGCUUCGUCCACGCUUGGACUCCAAGUCUCACAAUUGCCCGGUUUUCUUGAAUUGCCCCUCUCUGUGAAGGUUCAAGGUGUUUAACAUGAUGCUCAUGUUUGGCUUUGGAUUAUUCAGCGUCGCUCUGAUGCUCUUUGUCCAGCAGCCAGCCGGCUCUUCUGCCAGCAGAAACCCGCAAGCAGAUGUGGACGAGUGCGCAGAGGCCCUGGACAGCUGCAGUAUGGAUGCCAUCUGUCAGAACACCCUCAAGUCUUACAAAUGCAUCUGCAAAUCAGGAUACAAAGGCGAUGGGAAGCACUGUGAAGAUAUCGAUGAGUGUGCCAGUGAAUAUAAUGGAGGAUGCGUUCACGAGUGCAUGAACAUCCCCGGAAACUACAGAUGCACGUGCUACGACGGCUUCCGCUUGGCCCACGACGGACACAACUGCCUGGAUGUUGACGAGUGCGCAGAAGGAAACGGCGGAUGUCAGCAGGUCUGUGUUAACAUGAUGGGGAGUUACGAAUGUCGGUGCCGCGACGGAUUUCUCCUGUCCGACAACCAGCACACCUGCAUCCAGAGACCCAAAUUGCGUUUUAAUGGAACUAAGGACGUGCCCACCUGCAUGGAUAAAAAUCAUGGCUGUGCCCACAUCUGCAGAGAGACGCCCAAAGGAGGCAUCGCCUGUGAGUGCAGACCUGGAUUUCAGCUCACCAAGAACAACCGAGACUGUAAAUUGACGUGUAACUAUGGUAACGGCGGCUGUCAGCACAUCUGUGAGGAGAUGGACCACGGGCCGAGGUGUUCGUGUCACAUGAAGUUUGCGCUUCACACUGAUGGGAAGACCUGUGUAGAGGAAAGAAGUACCCCUCAUCAGCCACUGCAGCCAGAGCUGUUACCCAAUGAGACGUGUGCAGUUAAUAACGGAGGCUGUGACAGCACGUGUCAUGAUGCCGUGACUGGAGUUCGCUGCAGCUGCCCGGUGGGAUUCACCUUACAGCCGGACCGCAAGACCUGCAAAGACAUUGACGAAUGCCGCAUGAACAACGGCGGGUGUGACCAUGUGUGCAGAAACACGGUUGGCAGCUUUGAAUGCAGCUGCAAGAAAGGAUACAAACUUCUGACCAAUGAGAGGACGUGCCAAGAUAUAGAUGAGUGUUCAUUUGACCGGGCAUGUGACCACACAUGCGUGAACUCACCUGGAAGUUUCCAGUGCUACUGCCACAAAGGUUACGUCCUCUACGGCGUGGCUCACUGUGGAGAUAUUGAUGAGUGCAGCAUUAAUCGGGGUGGCUGUAAAUUCGGAUGCGUGAACACUCUGGGCAGUUAUGAGUGUACCUGCCCUCCUGGUUACAAACUGCACUGGAACAGGAAGGACUGUGUCGAGAUCGUGAAAUGUACAUCCAAUCUGGUCGCCCCCAAAGCCACCCUUACUUGCAGUAAGACUGGGAAAAAAGAGAGCUGCUCUCUCACGUGUGCAUCCAAAGCACAUUACCUAUCAGAAUCAGACAACAGCUAUUCUGUCAGCUGUGGAAUACCCAUCCUACGAGGUAAAUCUCAGAGCAGAUUAAAUGCAAGCAGCGUCCAGAGCUGCAUAGAGACUCAGGCUCCUCCAGUGAAGCAGACGGCAUCCUUCCGGAUCAAGAACGCCAAAUGUCACCUGCACCCGAAGCAUAAAGGGAGGGCAGAGGACAACGGCAGACAGAUCGGGCCAGGUGGCCAACCGUGCAACAACUGCCUGGUCACGUUCGUUAACCUGAAGUGCGAUUCGUCUAAGAAGGCCAAAGGUCGUCGGGCACGUAACCCAUCAAGCAAAGAGGUCACGCGCAUCACUCUGGAGCUGGAGGCUGAGGUCAAGCCAGGAGACGCCACUGGGAACUGUAACAUGAUGUGUCAAAGGCAGCGCAUGGAGCAGCAGAUUAAAGCAUACAUUAAAGCCCUGAAAAAAUCCAUCAACCAGGAUCGUUUCCUCAUCCGUGUGGCUGGAUUGGAGUACGAGGUGGCACAGAAGGUCCCACAAGCUGGACUGAGGCAGGAGAACUGUGGACCGGGUCGAGAAAAAGACAGCGGCCGCUGUGUCAGAUGUUUGCCGGGGUCAUACUACCACGGUGAGCAGGAACGCUGCAUCCAGUGCCCACCUGGAACAUUCCAGGAACGUGAAGGUCAGCUGGCCUGUGACCUUUGUCCUGGAGGAGACCGCCAUGGCCCAACAGGGGCCCGCAACAUCACGUCAUGUGCAGGUCAGUGUCCACCUGGUUAUUUCUCCAGCGACGGGUUCAAGCCCUGUCAGCUGUGCCCCGUGGGAACGUACCAACCCGACCCAGGACGAACUCUCUGUUUCCCCUGUGGAGGUGGGCUCGGGACCAAAAGAGAGGGCGCCAGCUCCUUUAAUGACUGUGAGGUCAAAGUGUUGUGUUCUCCAGGUCACUAUUAUAACACCUCAGUUCAUCGUUGCAUCCGCUGUCCUCAUGGAACCUACCAGGCUGAGUUCAGACAGAACUACUGUAUUUCCUGUCCUGGAAACACCACCACAGACUUCGACGGGGCCAUCAGUGUGUCUCAAUGCAAGAAUCGGGAAUGUGGGGGUGAAAUAGGUGAGUUCAUAGGGUACAUCGAGUCCCCCAACUAUCCAGGAAACUACCCGGCCAAUGUAGAGUGCGUCUGGACGAUCAACCCUCCACACAAACGCAAGAUUCUGAUCGUGGUUCCGGAGAUCUUCCUCCCAUCUGAGGAUGAGUGUGGAGAUGUGCUAGUAAUGAGGAAGAACGGGUCAGCGGCCUCUAUCACCACUUACGAAACAUGUCAGACGUAUGAGAGGCCGAUUGCUUUUACAGCACGAUCGCGCCGCCUCUGGAUCAACUUCAAAUCCAACGAUGUAAACAGCGCUCGCGGAUUUCAGAUUCCAUACGUCACUUACGAUGAAGACUAUGAGCAACUGGUUGAAGACAUUGUAAGAGACGGAAGACUUUACGCCUCUGAAAACCAUCAAGAAAUACUUAAGGAUAAAAAACUGAUUAAAACUCUGUUCGACGUGCUGGCUCACCCAAACAAUUACUACAAGUACUCAACUCGGGACUCAACAGAGAUGCUCCCGCGCUCCUUCAUACGCCUCAUCCACAGCAAAGUCUCCGCCUUCCUGCGUCCGUACAAAUAAUCAAAAGCGCCAUCCGCCUCCACACACCUCCUGUCACCUGGCCUCGAGUCAAUAGGAUCCUACACACACAUUUAAAGGAAAUACACACACACACACACACAUUUUCAACGGCACACGCACAACCACACUAUGCAGAUGUUUCACUUUAACCUUUUUCUUUUCUUUUUCUUGUCAGUCAUCUCUGAGGGGAAAAAAAGCUUCUGUGUGGUCUACAUGUAACGCAGUCAUAUCGAGCCAAACCGAAGUGUUUUCUUUCUCUACGUGUCGGUCACCUUUCUGUGAUGUGUCGAUGUUUUGUUUUUUUAAUCGUUCUGUGGUUUGCACGCUCAGUCCUGAGGCAUCCCUAAGAGAAAGAUGAUGUUUGGGUGGUUCCCACACCCCCCGUUAAGAGCGACGUGUGAGUCUAAACACGCCUGAUUGUGUUGUACAGACUAAAGAAAGUUGUAGCAUGUCAAAGAGAAGAAAAAUAUUUUGCCGAACUGGAGCUAGCUGUGAUUGUGCUUUAAAAGUAGGCUUUUUUUCCCAAGUUCCAGCUCUCGUAAACUCGUAGUUCUCAAGAUAAAUGUACAAUCUUUUGUAUAUCUGUACUUUUAGUGUGCUCUUGGUAAGAUCUAAUUCAUAUCAAGCAUUUCACGAUGUUAAAGCAUUAUAUUUGAGCUCCUAGAGCAUACAUUUAAUCUCUAAAGGUCAUGCUGUUAAAACAGUAAUGUUUUAUUAAGGUCUAGCUGUUCGGAUUGUAUUAUUUUCAACUGCAUAUUCUUCAAUUUCCUAAUAUUCAAGUUAAUUUAACAUAAAGAGGCAUAAGAGAUAUGUGGGUUAUUGGAAAGGCUCGGGUGAUGAAAAGGUCAGUUGGUAUUGUAAAAACUGUUAACACUCAGUUCUGUGAAGGUUUUUUUGCAGGACAUGCAAUUGCUGCUUCUUCAGAAACGUCACUUUAAGCCUUCGGUUUUACCUAAUGCGAUUCAAUAAGUUUCCUACAGAGAAGAGCAGUCGAGGGGCCCAACUCUUUCACAGGUUGGAAGUAAUGUUUUCAUAAUGCAGACAUGAAUCACUGAUACACUGAUGAUAUGAAUCACAUAAACCACAGGUUGGAUGGACUUGAGUAAAAUAAAAAUAAAAUAUGGCUCCGCUCCACAUUUCAGGAUGAAAGGACAGUGUUUUGAGAUUUUGCACAAUAUGAAAGGACCCAAAGAGAAGCAGCAUAUGGGUUACAGAUGUUGGGUUUCACCAGAACGUGGUGAGAAGUGCCUGAAGUGCAAAAGGUGUCAGGAUAAACCUGUGGAUGUGGACAUUCAUGAGUGUUUCUUGUAUGAAUUAUGAACCCGUUUAUAGGUAAAGCCCUUCACCUAAAGUUAGAAAAGAACAAGGAGGUCAAACCAUACCCAGUUUGAUAUGUAAACACGAAAGGACUGGUCCAAAUGGUCAUUUACUUUUCUCUUUUUUUUGUAUAUUGUAAAUAUGAAAUAAACGUAGACUAAUUGGAGCCUGAGAGAUAAGUCCAAACACAAGUUGUUCUCCCGACCUUGUAUUUACCGUUGUGCUAUCCUCAUGUCCAAGGCUGACGCAAAAGAACUUUAAACAUUAUCACCAGAUACUUACUCUUUGCAAGUAUGCAAACGCUUGGCCAAUGUGUUGCAAGCACAUUGGUCCCAGUUGUAUAUAAACAUGCACUCUUGCAUUCAUGCAGUCUUUGGGCCUUAAAGGAAUAGUUCACUCAAAAAUGAAAAUUAGCCCAUUAUUCACUCACUAUCAAGCCAUCCCAGUCGUAUAUGGCUUCCUUUCUUUCAGAUGAAUCCAAUUAUAGUUUUAUAAAAAGGUGUUGCAUGCAUCGGUCCAAAAGAAGUGAAAUAAAGCGCAUCCAUGCAUAAUAAAAAAGUGUCUCACACGGCUCCGGAGAGUGAACGCAGGCCUCCUGUAGCGAAUCAUUGCAUUUUUGUAUGAAAAAUAUCCUUUUUUAAAACGUAAUAAUCAAUUUAAUCUAGCUUACACCAACAGUUUUACACAGAAGCAGUUCCGGGAGCAUGAUGUCAGCAUUGUGCAUUUGUUUUGAUCUCUCUGCUGCAUUUCCACAUUCGUCACUUCGGAGCGGCACAUUCCCAAAGCUAACCUCAUACGUCAUUCCCCCAGAGUUACUUCCAUAAAUUAAAUAGAUUAUUAUGUUUUAAAUACAGAUAUUUUUCUUACAAAAAUGCAUCGAUUUGCUACAGGAGGCAUUUUUUUCACCCCCAGGAGCCAUGUGAGGCACUUUUUAUUAUGGAUGGAUGCGCUUUUUUUCACUUCUUUUGGACUGAUGCAUGCAACACCCACUGAAGGCCAUUAAACAGCCUGGAAGAUCAAAGACCAUUUUUAAUAUAUCUACAACUGGAUUCAUCUGAAUGAAGAAAAUCAUAUACACCUAAUUUUGUAAUUAGGUGUAUAUGCAAAUUUUUUAUUUUUGGGUGAACUAACUUUUUGAAAUAAAAAAAUAAAAAACAUAAAGCUUGCUCUAUACAUCAACUUUGACUUGCUCAAUGAUAUUCUCUUCGCCAUCUCAGUAGUUCACCUAAAAGACAAAUCUCCCUGUAGUUUACACUAAUGAAGUGCUCAGAAUGCAACAUAGUACUUGCACAUUUCAGAAAACGGCAAUUAAUUAAAACAAGCUUUAAAAAAAUGCAUUUACAUAAUUGCGUAGAAUGUUUUGGGACCAUUUCUGUGCUGAAAAAAAAAGACCGUUUUGUGGUAUUGACUUUGCUGGCUCCACAUGGGAUCAAAUGCAUUUAACCGUAAUCUUUGCGUUUAAUCCAAAUCUCUUUUAAUUAAAGUUAAUCCAUCUACAGAUACACAUGGUUGUCCCACCCAGUUUUUUGUUUGUUUGUUUUUUGGUUAUGGACAGAAAAUGUUAACCCUGAAGACUAUAUCAUAAAAUCCAACUAAUCCAACAAUCCAAACUAAAGAGAUUGGAAUUUGUGUGAUAUUUGCAAAGGUUAUUUUACGAAGCAGUUAUUGACUUUUUAGGUAUUUUGUACAUUUGUCAGCUAUUACAUGGGUCACUAAUAUAAUUGUUUAAAUGUAUAAAUAUGAUAGUAUAGAAAGAUAGAAAUAAAAUAAAAUCUUGAAUUAACCCAAGAAGUGAAAUGUCAAUACUGCCCCACUCUCAGAAAUGAAAACUCAACAUCUAUUACUAAACAUGUCAUGUGUGCAGCACUGCGAGUUGGAUAUUUCAGUCAAAAAAAUGGAUGGGUCAUAUGUGAAAUAGCCAUGAAAUGAAAAGUUUGUGGCAAAGUAGUCAAUGUUUUGUUGAAUGUUCACUAAAAGAAAUGCAGAGUAUUAGCUACUCUAACUAGUCAAUGUCAUUGGCGGUCUGUGACUGCUGCUUUAUUUUUAUAAUUUCCCCUCUGUCUUUGCUCUACCAAACCCAUUUUAAACCAUGUUAAAUUUUUCUGAUAAAUAAUCCAUGUUGCUGUUUUAUUUUUAAUUUUUGUGUUGUUGUUGUUUUUUCAUUUAUCUUUUCUCCAUUUUUCUUUUAACCAGUGUCUUUUUGUUAGAGAAAAAUAUACUUUGCCACAAUGUUUCAUGGAAUGGGAAAUGGUAUUUGCACUUGAAAUUUGUUUAUGCUCAUGUAAAAAUGUCUGGAUUUUGUAUUGUCUUUUUAAAUGAAAGAAAUUGGUGUUCCUAAA